Neoarius graeffei (lesser salmon catfish) is the source of this 2215-nucleotide messenger RNA. RefSeq names its product zinc finger protein 850-like. Gene Ontology annotation, biological process: regulation of transcription by RNA polymerase II. Gene Ontology annotation, molecular function: DNA-binding transcription activator activity, RNA polymerase II-specific; RNA polymerase II cis-regulatory region sequence-specific DNA binding. The record is from RefSeq and is a predicted model, not a curated record. The transcript is spliced from 2 exons. Gene Ontology annotation, cellular component: nucleus. NCBI's taxonomy places the organism in Eukaryota, Metazoa, Chordata, Actinopteri, Siluriformes, Ariidae. Bases 63 to 2024 code for a protein of 653 amino acids.
CAAAAACUAAACUACUAAGUUCAAGAAGAAGAGUUGCAAUUUUGCAGAAUAGACUCGAAUAAAUGUCUAAUUGCAAGUCAUCUUCUGUUUGUAAUUCUGCAAACAUGCCAAGAGAACCCACUAUGAUGAAUUCAGAAGAGAUUGACCAUGAGAAUUCGAUACCUACAAGAAGCUCCAGUGGUCAGCCAACUUCAUCUGGUAUUCCCUACACUUGCAAACAAAGACAAAAAACAAUUUACCACUGCUCAGAGUGUGGGAAAAGUUGUAAACAUAGAAGUGCUCUCCAAAUACAUCAGCGCAUUCACACAGGAGAGAAGCCUUAUUACUGCACAGAGUGUGGAAUGAGAUUUACGCACGAAGCUAAUUGCCGAAGACAUCAGCGUAUUCAUUCAGGAGAAAAGCCACAUCACUGCUCACAGUGUGGAAAAAGCUUUAGGGAUACAGGGAACCUCAAAACACAUCAGCGCAUCCACACAGGAGAGAAGCCAUAUUGCUGUUCAGACUGCGGGAAGAGUUUUACUGAUCGUGGAAAGCUUGUAAAACACCAGCGCAUCCACACAGGAGAAAAGCCCUAUUACUGCACAGAGUGUGGAAUGAGUUUUACGCAAGAGGGUAAUCUCCAAAGACAUCAGCGUGUUCAUUCAGGAGAAAAGCCGUAUCUCUGCUCACAAUGUGGAAAAAGCUUUAGGGAAAGACGAACUCUCAAAAUACAUCAGCGCAUUCACACAGGAGAGAAGCCGUAUCACUGCUCACAGUGUGGAAAAAGCUUUAGGGAUGCAGGAAGCCUCAAAACACACCAGCGUAUUCAUACAGGAGAGAAGCCGUAUCACUGCUCAGACUGUGGGAAGAGUUUUGCUGAGAGAGGAAAUCUUGUAAAACACCAGCGCAUCCACACAGGAGAGAAGCCCUAUCACUGUUCAGACUGUGGGAAGAGUUUUACUGAUAGUGGAAUCUUCGUGAAACACCAGCGUAUUCACACAGGAGAGAAGCCCUAUUACUGCACUGAGUGCGAAAUGAGUUUUACACAGGAAGCGAAUCUCCGAAGGCAUUGGCGUGUUCAUUCAGGAGAAAAGAUGUAUCUCUGCUCACAGUGUGGAAUAAGCUUUAGGAAUGGACGAACUCUUAAAGCACACCAGCGCAUUCACACAGAAGAGAAGCUGUAUCACUGCUCACAGUGUGGAAGAAGCUUUAGGGUUAAAGGAGCUCUUAAAAGACACCAGCGCAUUCACACAGGAGAGAAGCCGUAUCACUGCUCUCAGUGUGGAAAAAGCUUUCGGGAUGCAGGAAGCCUCAAAACACACCAGCGUAUUCAUACAGGAGAGAAGCCAUAUCACUGCUCAGAUUGCGGGAAGACUUUUACUGUUAGUGGAAAUCUUGUAAAACACCAGCGCAUCCACACAGGAGAGAAGCCCUAUUACUGUUCAGACUGUGGAAAGAGUUUUACUGACAGCGGAACAUUUGUGAAACACCAACGCAUCCACACAGGAGAGAAGCCCUAUUACUGCUCAGAGUGUGGAAUGAGUUUUCAGCGAGACGAUAAUCUCCAAAGGCAUUGGCGUGUUCAUUCAGGAGAAAAGCCAUAUCUCUGCUCACAGUGUGGAAAAAGCUUUAGGGACAGAGGAGCUCUCAAAACACACCAGCGCAUUCACACAGGAGAGAAGCCGUAUCACUGCUCACAGUGUGGAAAAAGCUUUCGGGAUACAGGAAGCCUCAAGACACACCAGCGUAUUCAUACAGGAGACAAGCCAUAUCACUGCUCAGACUGUGGGAAGAGUUUUACUGUUAGUGGAAAUCUUGUAAAACACCAGCGCAUUCACACAGGAGAGAAACCGUAUUACUGCUCAAAGUGCGGGAAGAGUUUUAUCAGUAGUGCAACCUGUAUGAAACAUCAGCGCAUUCACACAGGAGAGAAGCCAUGUUGCUGUUCGGACUGCGGGAAGAGUUUUACUGUAUGGGGAAAUCUUGUACAACAUCAGCGUAUUCACAUAAGAAGAACCCCUAUGACUGCACCGAGUGUGGAAUGAGUUUUACACAAGAGACUAAUCUCCAAAGGCAUCAUUGCGUUCGUUGUGGAGAAAAGCCAUGUUGCUGCUCACAUUGUGGACUGAGCUUCAAUUAUUCACGUGUAUUUAAGAAACACAAGUGCAUUAUAGCACACCUGUCUAUAUGUAACACAUGAAUUUGCCAAGUCAAGAAAUAUUAUUAUUAUUGUUGU